Molecule: messenger RNA, 302 nt
Organism: Staurois parvus
Lineage: Eukaryota; Metazoa; Chordata; Amphibia; Anura; Ranidae
Source: the annotation of a GenBank genome assembly
AUGCUCAAUUUGGUGUGUAUUGCUAGAGAGUUUUUUUUUCUUGGGAGGGUCCAUGUGAUCAUCACAGGGCCAAUCAACAUUGUCCAGACAGAGGGUCAAGGGUUUCGCAUCCUCCUAGAGCAGAAAUAAAUCUCCUCCUGCAAGCUUUAACCAGUGCUGUGCUGGACACUAAUAGAAGUCACAAGACUGCUCAAACUGCUGAUGAUAAAAGGUAUUUAGCAGUUUAUAUUUACUAAAAAAAAUAGCAUUUCCAUGUUCUGUUUACUGUGGGAGACCAGAUAUAGUGAAUGCAGGGUGCUUGG